Messenger RNA from Apodemus sylvaticus (European woodmouse), 1026 nucleotides. Its product is annotated as class I histocompatibility antigen, Gogo-A*0101 alpha chain-like. The record is from RefSeq and is a predicted model, not a curated record. Gene Ontology annotation, biological process: antigen processing and presentation of endogenous peptide antigen via MHC class Ib; immune response; positive regulation of T cell mediated cytotoxicity. Gene Ontology annotation, molecular function: peptide antigen binding; signaling receptor binding. Lineage: Eukaryota; Metazoa; Chordata; Mammalia; Rodentia; Muridae. Bases 1 to 1026 code for a protein of 341 amino acids. Gene Ontology annotation, cellular component: external side of plasma membrane. The transcript has 5 exons.
AUGAAGACCUUUGUUACCAAGUUUCUCCUCCUGCUGCUACAGGCUCUGCUGGCCCUGUCCAGCCAUCGAGAUGGUACCAACUUUCUUGGCUUUUUCCAAACUCUCUUCACCGUGCCUGGGCUGCCUAAUCCCCAGUUCAUCAGUGUUGGCUUUGUAGAUGACAUACAGUUUGAGAGAUUCAACAGCAGAAGAGAUGUUCAAAGGACAGAGCACUGUGCACCAUGGAUAGAUCAAAAGAAACCAGAGGACUGGAAGGAUAGCACAGACCAGGUCCUGAGCUAUUUUCAGGAUUUCACAGAAGUACUGCAAAGGAUGCUCAAAAUCUACAACUACAGUUCAACUGGAUAUUAUACAAUCCAGAGGAGGUAUGGCUGCUAUGUUCUGCCUCGAGGGUAUUUCAGUCAUGGAUUCGUUGAAGUAUCCUUCAAUGACCACGAUUAUAUCAGGCUGAAUGAGGACCUGAGAUCUUGGACUGCAGUUGGCAAGUUUGCUGAGAUUCUCAGGGAAGAAUGGGAUUCAUUAGAUGUAACAGAAAAUGUGAAGAAUUACCUAGAGCAUCGAUGUGUGGACACACUUCUCACAGAGCUGGAGUAUGGGAAGGAGAUUUUGCUGAGAACAGACACCCCCAAACUACGUGUGACACGUAAGGUCAGACCAGACAUGAAAAUCACUCUGAGGUGCUGGGCCUUGAACUUUUAUCCUGCUGAAAUCACCCUAAUCUGGAAAAGGGAUGAGAGCAACCAAACUGUACAGGUGGAGGUGUCAGAAACCAGGCCUUCAGGGGACGGAACCUUCCAGAAGUGGGCAGCUGUUGUGGUUCAUUCUGGAGAAGAGCAUAGAUACAAGUGUCAUGUGAAUCAUGAGGGGCUUCCUGAGCCCAUGACCCUGAGAUGGGAGCCUGAGACCACCAUUCCCUUUAUGCCUGUUGUCAUUGCUGUGAUUCUUGGAGCUCUGCUUAGGGGAGCAAUGGUGACUUUUCUGAUAUGGAAGAGGAAGUCUAGAGGUAAGAAAGGGUCAGGGUCUUAG